Paraglomus occultum is the source of this 636-nucleotide messenger RNA. The record is from the annotation of a GenBank genome assembly. NCBI's taxonomy places the organism in Eukaryota, Fungi, Glomeromycota, Glomeromycetes, Paraglomerales, Paraglomeraceae.
AUGCAGAUCGUGGCUGAGAUUAGACUGAAAUUUUCGUCACCCAAAUUUUCGACCACAGCUAUGCUUGCUACCCUAAAGAAUAUUCGCUCUCUCACAGCUGCACCAGCGCGUACCAUUAUAAAGGCUUCGCUUACGACGUCCACGGAUAUAACGCCAUCGACAAGUAAAUCUGUGUCUGGGAAGACACUCGUCCAAGAGGACUUUGCGCUUGCUAAGCCUGCUAAUACAGCCGGUGGGUGUUUUAAUAUGUACUUGCAACCGUGGAUCAAGUCGUUAAUUGGAGUCGCCAAAGUUCCAUUUGGCCGAUGGCAAACUUUUGGAUUGGCCUGCUGUGCUGUUGAAAUGAUGCACAUGGCUGCAUCAAGAUACGAUCAGGAUCGUCUUGGUGUAGUAUUCAGAGCAUCGCCACGACAGUCAGAUGUUAUGAUUGUUGCAGGCACUCUUACAAACAAGAUGGCACCUCCUUUGAGGAAAGUUUAUGAUCAGAUGCCAGAACCUCGUUGGGUGAUUUCUAUGGGUUCUUGUGCUAAUGGUGGUGGAUAUUAUCACUACUCAUACAGUGUGGUGAGAGGCAGAAGCGUUGCUCUAUGGAGUGCUUCAACUGCAGAAGAAAAUGAGGCGGUCAAGGGUAUGUAG